AUGGAGCAUGCACAUAUAACAGAAAUCAAGGAUCCUGCUGGCUCAAGCAAUGACAAUAACUAUGACCCCCAGAUAUGUUGCCAUCUUGACCGUGCUGAUAAAUGCCGCUGCUUUGACCUCGCUAUGAGUCUGCUCAACAAUAUGCCAGACUCAAAGUGGCAGGGUUCAGAUGAUGAUGGUGAUGUUGAUGACUACAUUGAUUUUGAUUUUGAUGACAAUCAUGAUAUCCCAGCAGACCUUCUGGCAACAAUCAAAUACCCUGGACAUUCACAUCCAAUCACCAAUUACUUUGAAAUUGUCAAGAUCCUCCAGAACAGGGAAAUGGGAAUGGUCCCUGUGCCAUUGCACUCGUUCAUUAUCAAAUGCACAGCAUUUCACCUUGCCUAUGACCCUUCCAUCAGAAAUAUAUCUGUUGAUGAUGCUGCCAUUAAGUUUGGCCUUCCUGACUUAUGA
Suillus paluster is the source of this 453-nucleotide messenger RNA. RefSeq lists its product as uncharacterized. The coding region runs from base 1 to 453 and encodes 150 amino acids. The record is from RefSeq and is a predicted model, not a curated record. The transcript has a single exon. Lineage: Eukaryota; Fungi; Basidiomycota; Agaricomycetes; Boletales; Suillaceae.